Molecule: messenger RNA, 2634 nt
Organism: Exophiala mesophila
Lineage: Eukaryota; Fungi; Ascomycota; Eurotiomycetes; Chaetothyriales; Herpotrichiellaceae
Exons: 2
Coding region: 397-2475 (692 amino acids)
Source: RefSeq, a predicted model, not a curated record
UUACUCCACCAUCUCGACCUUACCUUUUUUCUAUUGCUGAGAUCGCGGUCGCUGUCCUCAUCGACGUCGACCCAGCAGCCUAUUGUCCAUGGUUCUUGCAUCGCACCUGUCACUCUUUUACGCCCGGUGUGUUUGACUGUUGUUUCAUUCUGGUCCAGCUCCCGGCUAAACUCCUGAGUCGCUUGUCCCUGAUCUUUAGAGGAUCCAUCUGGUCUAAAUUCAGCCCACGUUCAACCAAGAGUGUCCCAAAUCUGCAAAGCCCAACUUUCGAGGAGAAGUACGGGUGGCCAUCAACUUGGCCUCGACCAAUAACGACGACCAUCAUUACGACGACCACAACGGCAGUGGCGGCGUUGACACUGUUGUUGCGCCAAAUCGACACACCGUCCACACAGCAUGACUGAGCUCAAAGAGAGCACGCUGUGCCAGACCUGCAAGGCCUUAUUCCAGCCGCCAGAGUUCCGGUCUGAUGCCAGUGAAAUACCCCACCACGGUCUGGAGGCACUGGCUGCCCGCGCCAGCAAAUGUCAUCUGUGCCUAACCAUCUUCAUGUCCAUUGACCCAGACGCCUACAAGAAUUUCCGCCGUGGUUCUAUUGUCGACUCGGUCGGUUGGGCUUUUGUUUCCCCAAUUGCUCGGGACCAGGCCCGGCUCAAGUUCCGCUAUGUCAAGGCUGGGUCUGCGACGAACGGCCCCAGUCAUGGUGCAGGUCCCUCCAACGGUGCCGGCAGCAGUAGUAGGGCCACCCCAGACACGGAGAGGUCCAAAACGAGUUCCUCAUCCCAUGACGGAGUCAACGGGUUAGUGGUCGAGUUGAUCUUGAUGAAUCCCAAAUAUGCCGUAGAGCCAGGCGUGAGGACAAUUGAUCCACGCUCAGUCAGCACAGCAUCACACGAAAGCUUUGAGCUGGCGCGCCAGUGGAUCCAAGACUGCACCUUCAACCACAUGAAAUGCUCUGUCGCCGAGACCAGCGCCACCUGGAAACCAACUCACCUCCUGGAUGUCUCCAUCCGAGGACCUAAGGGCGCGCCGGGUGUCAAGUUGGUCGACGGCAUGUUUGUUGAUCCGCUGGCCGAGUAUUGUACGUUGUCGCAUUGUUGGGGCCAGUCCAAACCGGUGCGACUCCACAAGGGCACCCUCGCUGCCCUCAGACAAGGAGUUAGUGUCACGAGCCUGCCCAAGACCAUCGCUGAGGCAUGUACUGCGACUGAGCGAUUAGGCUUUCGCUAUCUCUGGGUCGACGCCUUAUGUAUCAUGCAUGACCGAGAAGAAGCGGUGCUGAGCGAAGUGGCGCAAAUGCACAAGGUGUACUCCGAGGCCACCCUGAAUCUUGCCGCCACAUCGUCACGAGACGACGCGACAGGGCUGAUCUACUCGCGCAACGUCGAGGCGCUACAACCGUGUAUAGUCGAGGUGGGUGGAUUGGGCAUCGAUGAUGGAAUGUACAAGGUUCUGCGGUCGACCUUAUGGCACGAUCUAGUGGACUCGUCUCCACUCAGUCAGCGGGCGUGGGCCUUUCAGGAACGGUGUCUGGCGAAGCGGACGCUCCACUUUACACGCAACGAGCUUCUGUGGGAAUGCCAGCAGAUGUGCUGCUCUGAGGUGUUUCCUAAAGGACUGCCGGCUACCACGGGCCCGCCCACGAGCCAGGAGUCGGUUGAGUUCUUCAGCAAACGGGUGCACCACCAACGGCACGGCAACUGGCACCAACUAGUCAAGAUGUACAGCCAGAAACGGCUGUCGUACUCGUCAGACAAGCUUCUGGCCAUGGCUGGGCUCGCCCGACAGUACAUGGCACGCAACCGGCUGCACGAGGACGACUACCUGGUGGGCAUGUGGAAGUCACAGUUGCCGCAAGCGUUGCUGUGGCGUGUGCACCGUGGUCGGCGGCCGACGCGGUACCGGGCUCCCACAUGGACUUGGGCCAGCAUCGACGGCGAGGUCAACUAUCCGGAACCUGCGCAAGGACAACGGGAGACGUGCAUCGAGGUGAUUGACGUGGACAUCCAGUACAAGUCGGACCGUCUAGGCAUGGUCGAAUCGGGCUUGCUCAAGGUGCGUGGGUUCAUGGCGCGGGGACUGUUGCGACGGACGCAUGACUACUGGGGCCACACCCCUUGUGUGAUUCAGUGCUCCAAGGCCCAGGUCGAGCUGGAGAAUGCGUCGUUUGACGACCGGCUGCCCAAGUUGUCGUCGGCGACAGGGAUGCUGACGGAGCAGUUGGAGGUCUACCUGCUACCUGUAAUUGAUGUGGUCGAUCGGGUCGAGGGCCUCUUGCUGUGUGCCACCAUGAAACGAGGCGAGUAUCGACGGAUCGGCUGCUUUGAGGUGUCGAGGUAUGACCAGAUCAACUGGGAUCGUUUCCGCAGCGUAAUGAAGGGCGACGCCGAGAUGGACAAUUACGAAGAUCGACUGGAUCACACCAAUGGGUAUUGGUUUGCCAGCGACUAUACAUAUACGAUCAAUCUAUUGUGAUGGAAUGAGAGGUGAGGUGUACCAUUAGAAGACUGGGGAUAGGUAUUGGAUAUGAGACGGCUGAUGUCAUGGGUUACGACUGCAAUAUUGAUAUAGAUGAGAGAAUAGGGGGAAUAUUGAAUAGUAUGUAUACAUAGGCCCAGGAAUCCCUCUACAGUA